AUGAGUCCCUUUCGCUUAGUCUACGAAAAGGCUUGUCACCUCCCAGUGGAGGUGGAACACAAGGCUUUCUGGGCUGUAAGAGAAUGCAACAUGGGAUUUGAGAAGGCUGGCAUUGAAAGCAAGCUGCAACUGGCAGAACUGGAGACCCUUCGACUCAAAGCAUAUGACAACUCCAGACUAUACAAAGAGAAGGUGAAGGCUGUGUAUGACAAGCAUAUCAAGAGAAGAGAGUUCAAACCUGGGGAGCUAGUCCUCCUUUACAACUCAAGACUGAGGCUCAUGCCAGGCAAGCUGAGAUCACGGUGGAAAGGCCCCUACAGGGUAGAAAAGGCAAUGUCAUACGGAGUCUUCCACCUGAGUCAUCCUUCAAGUUCCAAAUUCAUCAAGGUCAAUAGACAUCGCUUAAAGCUGUAUCAUGGUGAGAAGAUGAAGGAAACUAAAGAGCUAGAGGUCUUCCUCUUGGAGGACCCACCAACAGAAGCAGAUUAA
Arachis stenosperma is the source of this 489-nucleotide messenger RNA. RefSeq lists its product as uncharacterized. Lineage: Eukaryota; Viridiplantae; Streptophyta; Magnoliopsida; Fabales; Fabaceae. The transcript has a single exon. The record is from RefSeq and is a predicted model, not a curated record. Bases 1 to 489 code for a protein of 162 amino acids.